AUGUUUCCAGCUGGAUUUUCUGGAGAGCGACUGAGGGGAGUGCGGAGCCUUUGCCUGAACCUUGUGUUUGCACACACACCUUCCUUCAAGAUGGGGCGCAUGCACAGCGGCGGGAAGGGUAUCUCCAAGUCUUCUCUCCCCUACAAGAGGAGCCCGCCCUCGUGGCUCAAGAUCUCCGCCCAGGAGGUCACCGAGCACGUGUGCAAGCUGGCCAAGAAGGGUCUCACUCCUUCGCAGAUCGGUGUGAUCCUGCGUGACUCCAACGGUAUCGCUCAGGUCCGCGCCAUCACCGGCUCCAAGAUCCUCCGCGUGCUCAAGGCCAACGGCCUUGCCGCCGAGAUCCCUGAGGACCUUUACAUGCUCAUCAAGAAGGCGGUGGCGGUGCGCAAGCACCUGGAGCGCAACCGCCGCGACAAGGACUCGAAGUUCCGCCUUAUCCUCAUCGAGUCUCGCAUCCACCGCUUGGCUAGGUACUACAGGACGAACCGCAAGCUGGCAGCCAACUGGAAGUACGAGUCCUCCAGCGCCAGCGCUCUGGUCGCCUAAGACAAGGGCCGUGCUCGAUGAUGAUUGACCGCAACUCCGUCGUAGAAGCAGGCAGAAGCUCUCGUCGGAGAUGAUGCAUGAGAAAAGCCGAUGUUCCCUUUUGUGUUCCGAUUCCCUCGCUUCAGAUGUUGUUGACUUGGAUUAAGAUUUGGCGCUAACGCGUGAAGGGGGCAAACGGAUUUUGGUUGCUCCAUCUCUGGGAGAAACCUAUGGUUUUCUUGUACGCGGCGAGACAGUGCGGCCUCGUGGUAACGGUAGUGGCGGUGCGAACGGCUCCCCGAGAAGGGAGGGAAAGGCGAAGCAAAAAAUGAAGAAUAAAGGAA
Molecule: messenger RNA, 869 nt
Organism: Ectocarpus siliculosus
Lineage: Eukaryota; Phaeophyceae; Ectocarpales; Ectocarpaceae
Source: the annotation of a GenBank genome assembly